CUGUGAAAAUCAUUUUCAAAUUGUUCGUGAAGGGGGGUGGAUGACGUUUUCAAUAACCUGUGACCUACUCAAGCUACUUGGUGUUGUUUUUUGAUUCAUGCUUCUAAUUAAUAGUGAUUAUUUACGUUACUGUGUAUUAUAAUUGCCUUCAUUAUCGUAUUUAAGGCGCGUGUGGAUUAAAAAUAAACUUCAAUUACAUAUUUGCAACCAGAUAAAUGCACUUUGUGAACUUUUUCGCGCCUAAAGAUUGUGUAAAAAUAAUAAAGUUUGCUAAAUUAAGUGUUAAACCAAUGUGUAUAUAAUGUGUGUGCGAGUUCAUUUAGUAUUCAGGUAGAUUUCGAAUCGAUGUCGAGACAAAUUUUAGCCCACCCUCCUAUAGCGACUAAAGUGGGGUCCCCCGCCCUGCUUAGGGGAAGUAAGGGCAGACAAAGGGUAGUCACCCUAUUCGGAGGGGAGCCUUUGGCGGUUGCGAGCGGUAGGGGAAGGGAUUUACUAUUCCAAGUUCUUUUUUUAUUUCGAUAACACGCCGCGCAAGUGUGGGAAACUUUGUGAUUUUUGUUUCCGUUUUGAGAAAGUUUGUAAAGUGUCGUUAAAAAGAAGUUUCCUCCGAUGUCCGUUGCAAAUCCUUCACUACAAGAUCCAGACUCAAUGGAGUUGAUGUUAAAAAAGGCUCUAAUAGCGAAGGGCAAGUUGGCAACAGUGUCAAAUAUUGAUGGGCUGAUACAGUUCACAUGCAUGGAAUGUUCAGCUCAGUAUGAUGACAAGGAGAAGCUAGAGUUGCACCUUUACUCACAUUACCAUUCAUAUAGAUACGUUUGUGGUGUCUGUGGCACUGGUCUAAAACGCAAGGAACAUUUGGAUAGACACAUGCAAGAACAUUCAGAGUACCGUCCUCACAUCUGCCCCGACUGCGGCAAGGCGUUCAAGAGGAAAGAGCACCUCAAUAUACAUACAGCCAUACACAAAGGGGACAAGGCAUUGUCGUGCACACUUUGUGAUAAAGCAUUCUACCGCAAGGAUCACCUACAAAAGCAUCUUCAAACACACAACAAAUACAUUCUACAAUACAUGGAUCGGAACAACAUAUCGCUAACCGAACCAGAGCUGGACAUCAAGGAGGAGCCAGAAGACUUUGACGAUAUACAGCCAAUUAUCACCAGUGUCCAGGGUGGUGUUGAGUGUGACGCUAUUGUUGAGAUGGACGAGUCAAUGAUACAAGACUUCACGUACGACGCCUCGCGGCCGCACAUAUGCAGCGAGUGUGGGAAGAGUUACAAGAGGAAAGACCACCUGAAGAUCCACAGCUGGACUCACAAGAAGAAGGAGGUACUAUGCGGACAGUGCGGUAAAGCAUUCCACACUGAGGACCAAAUGUUGGUGCACGUGAACCUGGUCCACAUCCGGUCGCACGAGGCGGGCGGCGGCAUCUCGCAGCUCAAGGCGCUGCUCGGAGACCAGAUCGACGUGGAGGUUGUGAAGUCGCCCCAACUCUUGGCGCGGAGGAGUGACCCCACGUUGGACGACGCGACCAGGCCCCACGAGUGCCCGAUAUGCCACCGCAAGUUCAAGAGGAAACAGCACCUCAAAGUUCACGCCAACGUCCACCUCAAACAGCCUCACACCAUCUGGUGCGCGAGGUGUAAUGAAGGUUUCACUACAAACGAGCAAUUUGAAAUUCAUAGUUGUCACUGGAUCAAGCGUGACCCCAGUGAGAAUGGUGAGAACGGCGAGAAUGGUGAGGACGGCGAGUUCGAACUGGCGCAAGGCAGUCCACCGCUCGAGGCUAAGAAGGAAAAUAAUCCCUUGGAAUUUGUCGAGGUUGUCGUGGACGAACCGUCAUCAGAUAUAUUGUAUGAUCCCGAAGCGCACCUGCCGACGCCGCGCCGCGUGUUCGUUUGCAAGUUCUGUCAGAAGCCCUUCAAACGGAAAGACCACUACAAGAUCCACCUCCAUGUUCACACUGGCAUCAAGUCCUGCUUCUGUCCCGACUGUGGGAAAGGCUUCUACCGCAAGGACCACCUGCAGAAGCACAUGAUAGUGCACGCGAAGUUCAACGGGCGGGUACGCAACCGACCGCGCAAGGAGCUGCCAGACCUUUUCCCCAUCACCAUGCUGCCCAGGAAGGAGGUCAAGCCCGAAAUCACUAUACGAGCCCCGUCCAAUGCGAAACUUCGAGUACCUUUGCAAAUAAAAGUACCGUACCAGAUGGUGAUGUCCAAUGACAGCGGCGAGCGCACCGUCACCGUCGACCCGCAGACCGGCCACCAGGAGGUCUCGCAGUGACCACUUACCACUUGAUAGGUACAUUGACUUUUAUCAUCAUCACAAUACUGUACUGUAUGAGAUUAGCACGAUCACAAGUUAGCAGUUAUGUUUUUUAACUUCGUAAAGAUGUGUCAACUACAUGUCAAAAGAUGAGAAAAUAGAUAUUGUCGAUUAAUAGCGGCGUAUAUACAGUAUAGCAAUCUUUAUGGCGUCUCGGAAAUAAGCUGCGGGCGUCGCAACGCGCAGGUAACGCGUAUAUAAAGUCAAGUCAUGCCCGGCCGCCGCGCCCCUACGUUACCGCUGAUACCUAAAAUCUUGUACUGCACAGCUUAACGCACGAUGUUCCGAACAUUAGAAAGAUUGUAUCAGACUAUUAAUAGUGCAGGCGUGAUAUCGCAGAAAUAAUCUUACGCUCAUUCGUAGACACUACAUAGCACAAUGUGUAUAUGUGCUAGUGAGCCAGAUUGAAAUAAUUUAGAUUAACAUAAAAUUAUAGAUUUGUACCGUAUUGGUCGUUACGACUCGUUUGGAUACAAGAUUAAUAUCGUACGACAAAUCGGAUCUGUUCCUUGCACUUUGUAAAAGAAAGGCCUUAUGCAGAUUAUCAACUUGUUGAAUAAUACUAUCUCAAUUCGACCGAAAAACAGACGUUGGCUAAGUCGGAAGUCAACCAAAUGAUUAAGUUUAUUAGUUGAAAUGGAAGUGUAAAAUUUAUUAGCUAAUUAAAACACUAUUGAAUUGAAUUAAUUUAUUCUACUCGUAUAAUAAUAACAUUAAAUAAAAACGCAGAAAAGAGAAAUUAAAAAAUCACCAUUACUCUUUUCUGGGUUGAAAAAUUUAAUAAUCUAUUUUUUGCCGCCCGUACGAAUGAGUUCUAGGAAAGCUGACAUUAAAAUUUAUGUUGUCUUAUUGUAUUAUUUAUAUGAUUUUUCAAAUGAUACAUUCACUACUUCGUUAGUCGUAGACUUCUUCAUUAGUCGACUAUGGCUCAAAAAUAGCGAACUAAUUUCUAUUUUCCUCGAAUAAUAUAUUAGGUAUUUCUUUUUUAUAGAACUUUAUUUAUUUUAUUAUUAUCUUGACAAUGAUUUUUUAUGUAUGAACUGUAUUGAUUUAUUUUUUUCGAGUCUCAUACAAAUCACUCACUAUUAUAAGGUAGUCAAUAAUCAUUGUAAAACUGUCUUGAGCGACUUGUCGGCAGUAUGCCACAGGGCCAUAUUCUGGGUCCAAAACAAUUUCAUAGUUACAUUAAUUAUGAUCUCUUAGGGUUUUUAAUUAAUAACUUAAUAUUACUAAUAAUUAUUAUUAUCAUAAUAAUGAAUGCGUGUUUCCAAUCUGUACAUAUCUUAGAGAGAAUGUGGUUUAAUAAUUGUUAUAAUCGCGAAGUAUAUUUGUCAUUUUCUUUUUAAAAAAAUGUGAACGAUUUUAUCGUAGAUAAUUUAAUACUAGACUUGUAAGACGUGUUUCACAAUUUUAAUGUAAAAAGCCUUGAUAUUUUUUUUAUAUUUACCAUUUCAUGAUAUUGAGGUUAAAAGUUCUUUAAUGGUCAUGAAAUACUUUGAUGUACAUUAAUUAUAAUCUCAUAGUUACUCGAUUGAAAUUAUGACACCAUUGAAGAAUUUAAAAGAAAUGAAAUGAAUGUCUUUGCUAGGUUAUGUAAGUAAUUUAUGUAUAACGGUCUGUUCAGACAUAUCAUGGGGGCCAGAAUGAGCUUACUAUGAUUUUGGAGACCUCCGUGGCGCAUGUAUGCGCGGUGGAUUUACAAGACGGAGGUCCUGGGUUCGAUUCCCGACUAGGUCGAUUGAGGUUUUCUUAAUUGGUCUGGCUGGUGGGAGGCUUCGGCUAUGGCUAGUUACCACCCUACCGGUAGAGACAUACCGCCAAGCGAUUUAGCGUUCCGGUACGAUGCCGUGUACAAACCGAAAGGGGUGUGGAUUUUCAUCCUCCUAACAAGUUAGCCCGCUUCCAUCUUAGAUGGCAUAAUCACUUACCUUCAGGUGAGAAUGUAGUCAAGGGCUAACUUGUAAGGAAUUAAAAAAAUAUAUAUUCGCUGAUACAAUAUACCCAACUAAUAUCUGUUAUUAAAUGAAACUUAAAUGGGCCGGGGGGUAGCGAUGACCCGUCCUUCCCCCGUCGACCGCAUAUCAUGUGAGUGUCAUCAACGAAUUAGAAAACUUGCCAAAUCAGGAUAUUUUUAGUCUAGCAGCCUGCUACUCGACCGAGAGCCUUUUAAUUGUUAGACCUUCGUAAUUUUAUAAAAGUUGUUUGUAAAAAAUAUGUGUUUAUUAAAAAAAUAUUUAAUGAAAACAUUGCGAUUUUCCAAAGUGUCCCUCGAUUUCUCCAGGAUCGCAUCAUCAGAUCCUGACAUGAUUACUAUGGGACCACCUGGAAAACAUUUAAUAAAAAAAUCCAAACCGGUCCAGGCGUCUUCGAGUAAUCGGUGAACAUACAUAAAAAAUAAAUUAAAUUUUUAAAAAAUCUGACGAAUUGAGGACCUCCUCCUUUUUUUCAAGUCGGUGAAAAAGACGAUGUAUAUGAAAUAAAGACGUCUCUAUGGUAUGACCCUGAUAUGACUGGGGAGACCCAUAAGGUGCCAUGAAAUUGUACCAAAAAUACCUGUUUUUGUCUAUUUUACCUUCGAAGUUCCUCUCUGUCUCAACACGAAAUAUCUUGUGAUCUUAUUUGUAAGUUCAAAAGUGUAACAUAAAGUACAAAAUAAAAAUAUUUUGCACCAA
This is a messenger RNA of Bicyclus anynana (squinting bush brown), 4997 nucleotides long. Its product is annotated as zinc finger protein 84. The record is from RefSeq and is a predicted model, not a curated record. Lineage: Eukaryota; Metazoa; Arthropoda; Insecta; Lepidoptera; Nymphalidae. The transcript is spliced from 11 exons. The coding region runs from base 610 to 2283 and encodes 557 amino acids.